GCAACACACAACCCUGUAAAGCCGGUGGCGCGCCCUCAGAUCAGCUCGACUCUCACACCUCAGCAGCAGCAGCAGCAGCAGCAGCCACACAAUCAUGUUCAGCCUCAUUAGAUUACCACGAGUCUUCACCAUCAACCAAGUACCAAAAGUUUUCCAUGAGGACAGCAUCAUCUCUGGGUACCGACACCCCCGCAGCUCGGCCACUGACUGCGUCCUGAGCCUCUUCCAGCUGACCAAUGAGACGCUCAACAUCUGGACACACUUUCUACCCACAUGGUAUUUCCUGUGGAAACUGGUGACGGUGGUCCUGAUGCAGACGGCGUGGCAGGACUCCUUCACUUGGCCUCUGGUCAUCUUCCUGAUCUCCUGCUGCAUCUAUCCGCUGGCGUCCAGCUGUGCUCACACCUUCAGCAGCAUGUCGGCUCGGGCUCGCCACAUCUGCUUCUACUUCGACUACGCUGCCCUCAGCUUCUACAGCCUGGGUUCAGCGACCAUCUACUCAGCGUAUGUUUUCCCGGACAAGUGGGUGAACGGCCUCUUCCAUCAGUGCUACCUCCCCAUCGCUGUGCUCAACACGCUCUUCUGCACCGGCCUGGCCUGCUACUCCAGGCUUGGUUUACCAUUUCUCCAGUAUAAUCAUGACACCAUAAAGAGAUUCCCAGAGUUUCGGCGUCCAAGGUUCAGCAAAAUUCUUCGUGUGGUUGCCUUCGCCUACCCCUGCCUGUUCGUCAACAUUCCUCUGCUCUACAGGGUGUUCCUGUGUGAGGGAGACGGAUGCACGGACAACGACACCAACUUCCUCCACUGCCACCACAUCACCCUGGCCUUCCUCACAGGCUUCCUGUUUGCCACACAUUUACCUGAGCGCCUGGCACCGGGCAGCUUCGACUACAUAGGUCACAGCCAUCAACUCUUCCACGUGUGCGGUAUCCUCGGCACCCACUUCCAGAUGAAGGCCGUGGAACAGGACAUGGAGGCACGGCGGCCUUGGCUCCUCGAUCACUCCAUCCCCAUCACGUUAUCCAACUCACUGGGUGUGGCGGUGCUUUGUGUGCUUCUGAACUUGAUUAUCAUCGGCCUCUACAGUCUCCCGCUCAUCACUGCACCCGUCUGCCAAGCAGAGAAAUAUGGUAAAAGUCUAAAUAGAGGCCCGCACAAGGACUGCGCCUGCAGCUAAACCUGCCGCUUCGUGAGCCAUCGCUCUGGGAUCCCAGCUACUCACGAGACACAUGUGGAAAGAGUGCAUUGUGGGUGAUUUAAAAACUCUGUGAGGUCGACUCCAGAACCAAGAGGAGCUGAAUGUUUAGGUUGAUUAAGGAUUCCACUCUGCAAUAGACCUAUCGGGAUGUUUGACUGUAAGACAUCAUGUUGAGAGUAAACUGAAACUAAAGGCAUCAGUUGCACACGUAUGUAAUUUAUUUGACAAAAAUGAUUGUUACCAUGAUAUGUGUUACUCAGGAAACUUGACACAAAGAUGAUUUAUAGCGCUUGUGCUUGUGGUAUAAGGAAGUGUGACAGAAACAUGUCAGGACAAAUGAGGCAGUCAUGAUAGGAGAAGAUGUAUUUUUUGCUUUGAGUUGCCUGUAAAGUAACAACAUUUUAAGUUUUGUUACUAAUUAUGUAAGAACUGUUAAACAGAAGAAAGAACAAGAAGAACAUUCUCACGUUGUUCCUUUACAAACGUUGAAAGUAUUUUAGUACAAAUUAUAUUUAUUAUGGUGUUUUUCAAAUAAACUUUAAACCAAA
This is a messenger RNA of Pleuronectes platessa (European plaice), 1746 nucleotides long. RefSeq names its product progestin and adipoQ receptor family member Vb (gene paqr5b). Lineage: Eukaryota; Metazoa; Chordata; Actinopteri; Pleuronectiformes; Pleuronectidae. Gene Ontology annotation, cellular component: membrane. Gene Ontology annotation, molecular function: signaling receptor activity. Bases 95 to 1177 code for a protein of 360 amino acids. The record is from RefSeq and is a predicted model, not a curated record. The transcript is spliced from 8 exons.